This is a messenger RNA of Uranotaenia lowii, 2139 nucleotides long. It is a transcript of the gene bc10, whose product is annotated as bladder cancer-associated protein. NCBI's taxonomy places the organism in Eukaryota, Metazoa, Arthropoda, Insecta, Diptera, Culicidae. The record is from RefSeq and is a predicted model, not a curated record. The transcript is spliced from 2 exons. The coding region runs from base 539 to 778 and encodes 79 amino acids.
CAUCAUAAAAAAAUAUUGGCAAAAGAACGGGCAAAAACAUUGUCACAUCACAAAAAGUUGCUGUUUUUUCGUCGUCUGCUGCUGCUAUUCGGGAAGGAGGAAACCACAAAAAUAUCAACCAUUAGAGCCUGCGGAUCAGCAUCAGUUAGCCAGCAAAAUUGUUUGGUGUUUGGUGGUGGGUACGAUAGAAAAAAAGUCGCUCACAACAAUUUCAAUCAGGUUUGCUCCAAACUGUUCGCGAAUCGUGAUCGCAGAUAGGAACGGAUCGCGUUAUAGGUCGGAUUGUCAGAUGGCGAUAUCUGAUUUGCCACUGGGCGUCAUCAAACUGCUGCCACUGAUUUGUCUCUCGUCUUCUGUGAGUUUGCGGAGGAUGCAAAACAGGUUCCAGCUUCGUCGUCGACAGUGACACGGAUUGUUCCUGUAAAACGGUAGCUACCGGGACACGGAAGUUUCAAGUGAUUUUUCUAGUGGGCAAAAGUUUCUUAAGAAGUGUUUAUACAUUCAAUUGGCGAGAAGAGAGAGAAGAUCCGGAAGAAAUAUGUACUGCCUUCAGUGUCUGAUUCCGGUGCUGCUGAUACCGAAGCCCACAAAUCCAGCCCUGAUGCAGACUCAUGUGAUGUUCAUAGUGCUCUAUCUGAUCGGGUUCUUCCUGGAAAGGAAACCGUGCACAAUUUGCAGUUUGGUGUUUUUGGCUGCCGUUUUUCUGAUCUGUAACAGUGGGGUCGGGAACUGUUUGUUCUGGGGCAACUGCGAGGGACAUGCCUGUGACAAUGGUUAACGUAUUUUGGCCGAGGCAAUUGUUUCGAGAGGAGUACUGAUAACUAAUGCAAAGGAUCACCAAAAUGCGAGAAAUGCUCCUCGAGGCCGACCCAGAAACAGCUAGUUGCAGCCAGAUGUCCGCCCUUAAACUACCUUACAACAAUAACUUUAGAGUCUGAAGGACGACGACGAACGAAAAAAAUGAAACCGUAAUGAAGCAGCAGCAUAACUUCUUCUACCUUCUAUCCAACCAACAAACAAACAAACAAACAUACAAAACGAGCAAAACCGUCAUGUGUGAGACCUUACCAAAGCUUGUAUUCUAGUGUCUUUCGUUUUAAAUUUUGUUUUUUUUAAACUUAAUUCUGCAGCGAAGGGUUUUUGUUUUUUAAACAUAGCGGAAAUGCCAAACGCGCCCAAAACGGCUCUACAGUCAGCAGUUUUGAGCCGCCCCAGCCAUAUGAAGCAGCGGUUAUGAUUUCCAUUUUUGUUUUGUUUCAAACCACAAACCUAAUCUUAAGUCGAACCCUUACCUAGUAAAGCGAAACAACAACAAAACGGCACGACACUCCUGGACUAGUUUUUAAAUGCAUAAUUUUUUAUUCUUUCGAAGUUAACCUAGCAGUAGAUUAAACAGUCCAGGAAGUAAAAGUGAAGUUCAACAGAAGUUAAUGAAUGAAAAAAAAAGAAUAAAUAAUAACAAAAAUGAGUAGCACUUGUACCAAAAGCAUCGAACAUCACCUGUAAAUGUUAGUCUGUGACGAGGCGAGGCAAGUAGUCACGUUUUGAGAUUGUUUUUUUUUGCGCGUUUAAAAUUGCAAGUCGAUGAACGCAGUUUUCAAACGACAGGAUCAAACGGUGCGUGAAAUUUAAUUCACAUAGACGCCGAUGCCGGCUAUCGGCAUUUUAGAGCCCGCCCGUUGAAUGAGAAAAAAAAACUAGUUAUUAAGAGCCGUCGUCGCGUCAAAAUGCGGUAGUAACGAUACAGAGAAGCUGAUAGAAGCAUAACACAUUAGACUUAUUAGAAAGUGAUUAUCGCAAAUUUAUGAGAAACAAAUUUAGGCGUUUUGAAUCCCCUGCGAGCUUUUUUUUUCGAAUCCCCCGAGCGGUGAAUAUGCGUUGUACAUAAUGUAGAAUUGAUCAUAUUCAAGUACUAAUAAUUUAUUUUUGUAUUAAAACUAUUUCGACCCUCUGACCCCAGAUAUGUAGGUUAGCGUGUUGAAAAAUAGAAUGUAUACAGUAAACUGACAACUUUCGAAUUAUGCAAGGUAUAUUGAGAAGAAAUAAAAAGAACAGUAAACGAACUCAUGUAAAAAAUCACAGUUAACGAGGUCAAAAUGAUAAAUAAAUAAGCGAAACUCUCAGUGUGAGGAAAAACAA